ACCGAGCAGCCGAAGAAGGAACGGCAGCAAAGACAAGCAAACAGCGAAGCGCUCUCCACUCUCCACUCUCCUCUCCAGGCCUCUCGCACCGCUCCCUCGCUCCUUAUCAGUGGUCAGCCCCAAAGAGCGCGCAUGGAGAACUCUGGGCGGGAGCGGGAGCGGGAGAGCGCCGCCAAGUGAUCGGACCCAAUCCGCUGUGAAUUAUAGGCACCUUAUCAGUUUAUAAUAUUUCGUACAGGUUUCGUGCUUCCAAUUGUGUUGUCCGCAUGCAAAUAACACGGCACUUUCGGUCGGCAGCGGGGGGGGUCGGGGAUGGUCUCGACUGCUUACGCCUUUCUGGCUUAGUGUUAAAUAUUAAUUAACAAAUUUGCUCGAGUUGAACUGUGCGUAAAUCGAAAUCACAACGGCCAUAAAAAGCGAAUACAAUCAUAGCAAUCAUUGUGUUUAGACCACACUGAGCACUAUUAUACUCUAUUCCAUGUCGAACCCCACUUCUUAUUUCCUGUUCGCUUAGAAAUGAAUUUAUUUUGCGGUGCACACGGAUAAACAGUUAUUUCCAUCGCCUGCAUUUCGAAUUUUAUCCGCUGCAGAAGACUGAAGCACAGUGUGGCAAACCCUAUUACGUUUUCUGUUUUUAAAACUGUUUUUAUUUUACAUUUUUUUUUGCGCUUUUACUUAUUCAAAUUUUACAACCCCAUCAUUUUUGCUUUUCCCCUGCAAUCGCAAUCGAACUUUGCCCAUGCAGCCUACUGCAGCUGAACUUGCAAAUCGAUUAGGCUCGCGUGCCACCCAAGCUGCAGCCAAAAGAAGUGCAGUAUCAAGGUCGGCGAUGAGACAAGUUCCCCGCGGGCCACAGCGAAUGCCCGAUGCUCUACGGGCUACGGGCUUGGUGGAGCGGUACAUACAGCUCGCCCUCGUGAGGAGUCACGCAGUCAGCGAGCGCAUUGGAAAUCAUACUUGACCGCGCUUCGCACUGAUCGCAUAAUUUGCUGUACAAAUAUGUGAUUUCUAAUGCUAAAAAUACACACCAGCCCCAAGACCAUGCUGACCAGGCUGACUAGACUGGGCCGUCGGUCACAGUAAUGGACAUCUCCCAACCGGACGACCUAUACAAGGAGGAGGAGACUGUCCGUCAGCCAUCGCUCAUACCGAGAGAUCCCCUCGAGGUGUUCAAUUGGAUAGCUUCUUUGGAUGUGGACAAGCUGGAGGACGAGACACCACCCGUCAGUUUCUACUUCGAUUUGGUGGAGACAAAGGAUGUUGAACUGGCCUGCAGUGUCAACACCGGAAAGCUUGUAACGCUCGGUUGUCAGACCGAUGUGUCGCAGCCAGACUAUUCAUCCAACGCAACGUUGGCACCAACGGAUCUGAAAUUAUCAAUACCCGAAGAUGCCCCAGCCUGCCCAUGUCCGGACGCAUCUGGUGAUGAAGUAUCAAUUACUAUAUUUGCAGAAAGCGAAUCUGAACCCAAACCACAUGAGAACUCCGAGCGCCCACCGAGUCGCUCUUCGUUUUUCGGCAUGUUGCUGAAGGCGGUCCUGGCACUGUCCGUGGUGCACACCCUCUAUGUUCUGUCGACGAUCGGCUUUGAGACCUUCAAGAACCGCGUAUGUCAGUCAUCUGCCCUGAAUAUGACACCGCCUCAGACUUCGUCGAUCAGGGAGACAGUCGCUUCCCUGCCCGAGAGCAUUUGGCGCAGUGUUGAAGCUAAAAUGGCGAGCCUGCGAGCCCGCUUCAGAUAAGUCCGCUCCUGGAUGUCGGACUUUGUUAGUUUCAGCUUGGUUAUUUAUAAACCCAUCCCGCUAUUUUUACGCCUAUGGCAGCAGUUGCUGUUUCAGUCGAUUCCUUCGCCGUCGACGUCCACUGUUUGCUGUUGUUCUCGUUGCCGGCGGCGUUAGAGAUUACGAGUAACACGGACUGCCCGAAAAUACGGAUUGCUGUUGUUGUGUACCCGGGACAACAACAACUAUCCGGCCCAGCGAUAAGCGUCGGAAUCAACACGAAUCUCGGUCAAUAGCUCACCGAUCCAUAGCCAAAUAAACGCCAAGCUGAGUCUCCAGUUCAAAUCAAAAUUUCUCGCUCUCCCUUGUGCCCUGCGUAAAAUAUUCCAUGGCGCUGGUUAUGCUACACCACCUAAUCCGCGCAUCCGUGGACAAUGAUCCCGCGCAUCGGGCGGGCGCCUUAUCGGAACCAAGCACCUUUCGCCCAUUGUCGCCUAAUAGGUGCAUUCACUCGCCUCCUUCCCAUCCGAAACGGAACUCGAUCCCGACCGGCGUCAUCGCUCUGGGCACUGCUACUAUCUGAUCACACCUGGCAAUUGGGGGGGUCGUCGUGAAAGGCAUUAAUUCUUAACUAACCAAAAAAGCUCUUUAAUGUAUGAACAAAAUAAACAUCGUUGA
Drosophila mauritiana is the source of this 2399-nucleotide messenger RNA. RefSeq lists its product as uncharacterized. The transcript has 2 exons. NCBI's taxonomy places the organism in Eukaryota, Metazoa, Arthropoda, Insecta, Diptera, Drosophilidae. The coding region runs from base 1083 to 1742 and encodes 219 amino acids. The record is from RefSeq and is a predicted model, not a curated record.